Molecule: messenger RNA, 2620 nt
Organism: Triplophysa dalaica
Lineage: Eukaryota; Metazoa; Chordata; Actinopteri; Cypriniformes; Nemacheilidae
Gene: plxdc1
Product: plexin domain containing 1
Exons: 14
Coding region: 319-1788 (489 amino acids)
Source: RefSeq, a predicted model, not a curated record
CUGAUCUCUCUGCCACCUUACGCUGAUAUCUCUCGACUCCCGCAUUACCAUGCCUUCAACAUUCCUCCAUUCACCGGAAGAGGCAAGGAAAAGGUAGAAGAAGUCAAAAACCCUUGUUUUCAAAGUGAAAACAGCCAGAAGGGAGGGAACAACAGAAAGAGGGGGGAAAAGACGGGAGAAAGGAGGGGGUAAGUGCAGGGAAAAGGAGAGUGCGAAAAAAAAUUAAGUCAGAAAGAGCGGAGAGAGGUGACAGGAGGAGGAGUGAGAAGUGAGGAGAGGAGCGCGUGAAGGAGCGCGGAGACGGAUUGCGUGGUGGACAUGGGUCUGUGUGCUGUGUUGUUGAUCUGUCUCUCGCAGGCAGAGCUGACCAGAGUGUGGGCUCAGGAGCAGAGAGGUUUAUUGCAUGGGCAGUCACCUCAGACUUAUGGAGGUCUAUCACACAUCCAGAGAAUAAGAAGAGACCAACAGGAUCCCAGCAGACGCACUCAGAACAGAACUGGGCAAGAGCCGUCGAAUGGCGUCUCCAUUGACAAGCUCCCUGACAACAUGACACAAGUGGUGGAAGAUUCUAAAAGGUACUACUCCUGGCGCAGUUUUGGUCCCAGUGACAAACAAAUACAGGAGCUCUGGGUGGAUCUGGACUCCGUCCAUCAAGGGCCUGUCCGAGUCCAUGGCAUCCUGUCAAACACCCACCGUCAGGCUUCGCGAGUGGCUCUUACCUUUGACUUCCCCUUCUAUGGACACCAAGUGAGACAAAUCACCAUAGCAACUGGAGGUUUUAUUUUCACUGGAGAAAUCACACAUCGCAUGCUGACUGCAACUCAAUAUAUUGCUCCACUAAUGGCAAACUUUGACCCCAGUUUCUCUAAAAACUCCACUGUACGGUAUUUGGACAACGGUGAUAUAUUUGUGGUGCAGUGGGACAAAGUGAGGCUGAAGGAUCGAGAGUCGGAGGGAGCUUUUACAUUCCAGGCUGUUCUUCGACGUAAUGGGACCAUUGUCUUUGGCUACAGAGACGUUCCAUUGCCUGUGGAGAAAAUCAACUCCACUGAGCACCCAGUGAAAGUUGGACUGUCUGAUGCUUUUAUGGCUCUUCUGUCUUCUCUACAGUCUCCAGAUGCUAAAAGAAGGACUAUCUAUGAAUACCAUCGGGUGGAAAUCGACACAACAAAGAUUGUCAAUAGCUCAGCUUUCGAGUUCAGCCCUUUACCCACCUGCCUCCAGCACACCACCUGCGAACACUGUCUCCAGUCCAACCUAACAUUAGGCUGCGGGUGGUGCAAUACUCUACAAAGGUGUUCAGAUGGAAUAGACAGAUACAGGCAGGAAUGGCUGGAUUACAGUUGCUCUGAGGAGGCAAAAGGAACAUGUGAAGAUUACGCUCAGGGAGGACUAGGCAGUUCAAUGAGUCCUUUUAGUUCUUCACCCCCGCUGGCCACUCUCUCCCCUGCAGCCCAACCCGCCACCCCUAUGACCGAGGAUGACACCAAACAGCUCUUUCACCACCAUGGCGAUGACCCUUUGGGUGAGGAUGAGGCACCAGAACACACGGCAAUAAUCGCAGGUGUGGUGGCAGCUCUAGUUCUGCUGGUGUUCCUGACUCUGUUGGCUGUCUACUACAUUAACACACAUCCAACUGUUGCUCCUCCAUUCUACCUCAUGCAGCGCCGCACCAAUAACUAUUGGCCCUCCAUGAAGUUCCGGAAUCAGGGAUGUCAUUCUAGCUACGCUGAGGUUGAGCUUGGGGGUUAUGAGAAAGAGGGCUUCAUUGAGGCGGAGCAGUGCUGAGGCGGGACGGACAGACAGAAGAAAGUUUUUCAGUUCUUAGGCGUUUUUAUUGAAUGUUUUAGGAACAAAGACAAAAAGGUUCAAUGAAAGGUUAUCACAGAUGCAGGAUUUUUUCUUCUCUGUCUCCCCACAAUUUGCAUUCUAUCCUGUUUGUUUAUGAGGAAGGAGGAUGUAAUUCUAAGACAUGGUGAUUGUGACCAGCAAAUCUGCUAACUUCACUCCUUAUGAAUUAUGAGAAAGGGAUGUGUGUUAUCCAAACGUAUUGCAGUUAUUGUACAGCAUAUCUUUAUAGAUUUUUCAUUUUGAAAAAGAUAUUUUGUGAUUUAUAAUGAGCUGUGUUUGGUGGAGAAAAAAAAGCAUAAUACUCAGUUAGCCACAUGGACUUUACAGCACUUUAAUUGAAUUAGCUUACUCUAGUAUUAAUUGUACAACAGACCUUUUUUUUACGUUUUGCCCUCUUGUUGAAUUAUGAAACUGAUUUGCACAUAAACAUUUGAUAAUAUAUUGAUGGAACGCACAAGACAACAAGACAGAUUUAAAAAAAUUAAAUGUUAAAUGUUUCUUUUUUCUUUUCGAGGCAAUCAAAAGCAUUAUAACAGAAAUUGUUUCAGACUGUCUUCUGAAGUAAAACGUAAAGCUAUACCACUUGUUGCAUUUGUGUAUGUACAAAGUGUUUUCCUGCUGAGCUCUAUACAAACAAUCUAAAAUUUCAAACAUGUGACCAAAUCCAAAACAAAGUUAGUGGAUUUCUUAUCCGUUUAAUGCUAUUUCAUUGUUACAUUUUAACCAUACAGUAUGUUAAUAGUACAAUAAAAAUAAAAUGAGAUGUUUU